This is a messenger RNA of Prorocentrum cordatum, 2142 nucleotides long. The record is from the annotation of a GenBank genome assembly. NCBI's taxonomy places the organism in Eukaryota, Dinophyceae, Prorocentrales, Prorocentraceae.
AGCCACUCUCUCUCAGGCCAUGUUGUGCCAGGGCACCCCGCUGCCGUAGUUGUAGUGCAGGCUUCCAUGGCGGGCAGCCUCAGGGCCAUUAGCACUGCCAGGCCGCUUGCCCUGCUGGUGGCUUUGGUCUACCUGCUUCGGAAGUAUUACCAGAGAUGCUUUCCACGUCCUACAGGCGCGCCCUAUGUGAAAGGUCACUGGCUCUUGGGAGUUUUGUUCCAGGUUUUGACAUGUGCAUCGAACCACACCCUGCACGAUUGGUGGACCAAACAGCAUUCUGAGUACGGCAAAACAUGCGUGGCUGAUGUGCCUUUACAGCCUAAAAUCGUAACUACAGUUGACCCAGUUAAUGUUGAGCAUGUUCUCAAGACGCGCUUCGACAACUACAUCAAAGGUGUUUAUUUCCAAGACCGCUUGACGGACUUGCUUGGGAACGGCAUUUUCAAUGUUGAUGGGCCGGCUUGGCAUUCACAACGGAAGAUUGCCGCCCCAAUGUUCUCCAAUGACCAGUUCAAGAAUCACAUAUGGCGCGUUAUUGGCGCAAAUUGCGCGCGUGUUUCUCAGCUCCUGCGCGAUGUUCCUGAAGGUGGGACAAUCGACCUGUUCGACAUUCUGAAUCGCUUCACGUUAGAUACGAUUGGCUCGGUCGGUUUUGCUCGCGACAUUGGCUCUUUAGGUAACGCAGAAUCGCCGUUCCUCAGGUCUUUCGAUCGAGCCCAGCAGAUCUCGCUGUUGAGAUUCCUGCAGCCCCUGUGGCGCAUCCGCCGGCUGUUGAGGAUCGGCGAGGAGGGCGAGGCCCGUCGCCACUUCCAGAUGCUGAGCGACUACAGCCUGGAGACGGUCCACAUGUUGCAAGAGGAUCUCUCUGGAGGAAAGGGUGAUAGCUUCGUCGGCUUAUUCAUCCAGCAUGCAAAGAAGACUGGCGAGCAGGUUAACGACAGCUUCUUGAGGGACAUGGUCUUGAAUUUUUUGAUCGCGGGGCGCGACACCACGGCGCAGUCUCUCGCGUGGACUUUGUAUUUGGUGAUGGGGCACCCGACGGUGGAGGCGAAGAUAUUGGAGGAAAUCGAAGACGUGCUCGGGGAAGAUCCCAUUACCUACAGCAACACUGCGAAGCUUAAGUAUUUGCAAAACGUUAUCAAUGAAGGCUUGAGGUUGUACCCCUCCGUUCCCGCUGACACCAAGAUGUGUGUCCAAGAUGACUACCUGCCUGACGGCACGUUCAUCCCGGCCGGCGCUGUUUUCCAAUUUCAUCCUUAUGCCAUGGGACGUUCCAAGGAUCUUUGGGGAGAAGAUGCUGCAGAAUUCAAGCCGGAGCGAUGGGAGGGCCGAGAUUUCCCAAGCUCUUUUGUCUAUCCAGUCUUCAAUGCUGGUCCGCGUGAGUGUCUGGGCAAGCGUCUGGCCUGGGUGGAGAUGCGCGCUUUCUUGGCCGAGGUCAUGCGAAAAGUCAGAUUUGAGCUCGCUGUUCCGCGAGACGCCAUCAAGCCCGACACGCAACUUACGAUCGGAAUGUCGUCUGGACUUCCCUGCCGCGUGUUCCCGAGGUAGAUACUGAGCUGCGCGGCCCGCGUUGCGCGUUGCGCCCGAUCGAGCACUUCGGCCCUAUGCGGAGCUCGGUUGGAAGAUAAGAAGAAUAAUGCGCCGUCAGAGCUGCAUGGUGUCAAGCCAACGACGCCGCGGCCAGCCUCGUGCACGAUGCGGCCGGCUGUUGUUCAGCGCCGCGCUUGCAAGAGGGGUCCUUCGUGCGCUAGUUUAGGCAGCGGCUUCCCGUGUCGAGUGCAAGCUCGCGCUGCCGCUCCGCAGCACUUGCCACCGUGCCAUUUGUGGUUCCGAUCGCAAGGGUUGGUACCACUUAGCGCAGACGGCAGAGCACACGGCGAUCGCCGAACAUGGUGAAAACACGGUGCCGCCUGCGUUGUGUUCCUUCCGGUUCUGUACGUCUCUUGCUAUGCUGUUCCAGCCCACUUUCGCUCUGAUCCCCAGAAAGGAUUCCGAGCAUCAGGGAAGCACCUCAACUGUAGGGUGCGUGUCGGGCCCUGGGAGGCGAUACUCGUUCGACACUUCUCCAGCGUGCCGGGCAGACACUGUUUCGACACCCUGCUGGGUGUUCGAAGUUACUUCUGAGAUGUGGUCCAUGAGUGC